Strongyloides ratti is the source of this 1002-nucleotide messenger RNA. Its product is annotated as Trypsin-like cysteine/serine peptidase domain-containing protein. Bases 1 to 1002 code for a protein of 333 amino acids. The record is from RefSeq and is a predicted model, not a curated record. The transcript is spliced from 2 exons. Lineage: Eukaryota; Metazoa; Nematoda; Chromadorea; Rhabditida; Strongyloididae.
AUGGUCAAUUUUUUAGAAUGUAAAAAUCUUUUAAAAUUGAGUUCUACAAAUUUAAGAAAUGAUCAAAAUGAUUUUAAAAAAAAUGAAUGUAGUAAAGAUAGUUUUAAUAAUUUUUAUUCCAAAUUUAUAAAUAAGUCAUUAGAAAAUCAAUUUGAAAAAGGUGAAUUUAAUGUAGAAAUUUGGACUAAAAGUUUUAUGGAUGAAUCAUAUUUAUGUCCUGGUGUUCUUGUUAGUAACAAACAUGUUUUAACAACAAUGUUAUGUGUUGGAAAUAUUGAUUUAUUAGAUAAUUUUAAAACUUCGAAAAAAUUUAAGUAUCAUCCUAAUGGAAAUAUAUUUAUCAAUUUUAAUAUGGUAAAAAAAAAUGAGGAUUCUCAUAUAUAUCAACGUGGGUACAUUGAUAAUGAUAUUUUUCAAUUUCGAAGACAAAUAAAAAAUAUUAUUCUUCCAUAUAAAAAAAAUCAUUUUGAAUAUGAAAACUUUAAAAUAUUUGUACUACUUGAAUUACGUGAUUAUGUUCCAUCAGGUAUUCAAUAUGUUUGUUUACCAAAACCUAAGAAUAAUAAUUUAUUAUUUGAAAAUAAAUUUUUAUUAAAUAAAAGUAAUGAGCAUUAUUUUAUUUAUGGAGCUGGAGAUAAAUAUUUUAGAGAAGGAAAAAUUUUAUGGAAACGUUACAAACCAAAAAAAAGAAAAAAAAUAACUUUUUAUAAUUUUUUAAGUAACAUUGAAUGUACCUAUUCAAUAGGAUAUAAUUCUACAACAGAUGAUAAUUUAUGUCUUAUGGUAUCACAGGAAGAUAUAUCAGAAGAUGAUAUUGGUUCAGGAUGUUAUAGAACAUAUACUGAAAAUGAUAAUAAAAAUAAUUUUAUAACAGAACUUUUUGGAAUGAUAGUAUCAGUAUCUAGUUUUGAUCCAUUAAAUGAAUAUCCUGAACAAAAUAUUGUAGUAAUUAAAAAAAUUUCAAGAGAGGAUAAAUUAUUUAAAAAUAUCAUAUUAAAUUAA